This is a messenger RNA of Vigna unguiculata (cowpea), 1954 nucleotides long. RefSeq names its product cytochrome P450 93A2-like. Gene Ontology annotation, molecular function: monooxygenase activity; oxidoreductase activity, acting on paired donors, with incorporation or reduction of molecular oxygen; heme binding. NCBI's taxonomy places the organism in Eukaryota, Viridiplantae, Streptophyta, Magnoliopsida, Fabales, Fabaceae. The record is from RefSeq and is a predicted model, not a curated record.
UGAAGCUGGACUUGGUCACAAUGUCUUAGUCUGAGAACUGAUAUACAUUGCCGGCCAGCAACAUAUAAAUGUCCGUUUCCAAAACAGAUAAGAGCAGAAAACAGAAACUACAAAUUAAGAACCUUAUUUUCCUUAUAUACGUUGCUAACCAGCAUUUUUCAUUUACUUGCGAAACAUUCAAAUCAAACAUGGCUCAUUACCAAGACUACAUCCUUCUUGUCACCACAUUUUUAGUCUCCACAAUCGUGGUUCGAGCCAUACUCAGCAGAAAACGAAACAAGACUAAUCGACCACCAAGUCCACAAGCCUUACCCAUCAUUGGACAUCUCCACCUUCUGGCUCCAAUACCUCACCAGGCUCUUCACAAGCUAUCUACUCGCUAUGGACCCAUAAUGCACCUUUUCCUUGGCUCCGUGCCCUGUGUAGUGGCUUCCACACCAGAAGCUGCUAGAGAAUUCCUAAAAACUCACGAAAACCAUUUCUCCAACCGCCCGCAGAGUUCUGCAGUUGAUUUUCUAACCUAUGGCUCCCAGGACUUCUCUUUUGCGCCAUAUGGACCUUACUGGAAGUUCAUGAAGAAAAUAUGCAUGUCUGAACUUCUGGGGGGUUCCACUUUAACUCAGCUGCUUCCUGUGAGGAGACAAGAGACGUCAAGGUUUCUGAGGCUUAUGCUCAAAAAAGGGAAGGCGGGUGAGGCUGUUGAUGUCGGGGGAGAACUUUUGAGACUCUCGAAUAACGUUGUGUCGAGGAUGAUUAUGAGCCAAACAUGUUCUGAAGAUGACAGUGAAGCUGAAGAGGUGAGGAAGUUGGUGCAAGACACUGUUCUUCUCACGGGGAAGUUUAAUGUGUCGGAUUUCGUUUGGUUCUUUAAGAACUGGGAUGUGCAGGGGUUCGGGAAAAGACUGAAGGAAAUUCGGGACAGGUUUGACACCAUGAUGGAGAGAGCGAUCAAGGAGCAUCAAGAGGAAAGAAAGAGGAGAAAGGAAGUGGGAAGUGGAAGAGAUGAUGAUGAUGAUCAAAUCAAGGAUCUACUUGAUGUGUUAUUGGACAUACAUGAAGAUGAAAACUCUGACAUUAAAUUGACCAAAGAGAACAUAAAGGCCUUCAUCUUGGACGUAUUCAUGGCAGGAACAGACACUGCGGCCUUAACAAUCGUAUGGGCUCUGGCUGAGUUGAUUAACCACCCAGAUGUGAUGGAGAGAGCAAGACAAGAGAUUGAUGAUGUGAUUGGAAGUGGUAGAUUAGUGGAAGAAUCAGACAUUGUCAACCUUUCUUACCUACAAGCUAUAGUGAAAGAAACGCUGAGGAUUCACCCCACAGGUCCAUUAAUUGUUAGAGAAUCAUCUGAAAGUUGCACUAUCUGGGGCUAUGAGAUUCCACCGAAGACUCAGUUGUUUGUUAAUGUGUGGGCUAUUGGUAGGGAUCCCAACCACUGGGAGAACCCACUUGAGUUUAGACCAGAGAGGUUUCUUGGUGAAGAGGGAAGUGGUAAGAGCCAGUUAGAUGUGAGGGGACAAUAUUUUCAUCUGAUUCCGUUUGGGAGUGGAAGAAGAGGGUGUCCUGGAACCUCACUGGCUUUGCAGGUUGUACAGACCAACCUUGCUGCUAUGAUUCAGUGCUUUGAAUGGAAGGUUAAAGGAGUAAAUGAGACUGUUGACAUGGAAGAGAAACCUGGGUUAACUCUUUCAAGGCUUCAUCCAUUGCUUUGUGUUCCUGUGCCUAGGCUUAAUCCUUUUCCUCCUCUGUGAUACUCAUCACACAAAAAUCAAGAUUGGGUCGGGAGAAAACAAAACAAGAACUUCAAAUUCACAUUUUGGCUCAUUCUUGUUUAUCUGUAGUGUUCAUAUUCAUCACCAAAAAUUUCAGAGCCCGUCUAUAUAUGCUUUUCAAAAUGAAAAGGUUUAUUCCAAAGUUACGUUGUUAUUCAAUUAGAAUUAAGAUUUCGUUCCAAUUA